Molecule: messenger RNA, 3388 nt
Organism: Osmia bicornis bicornis
Lineage: Eukaryota; Metazoa; Arthropoda; Insecta; Hymenoptera; Megachilidae
Product: NPC intracellular cholesterol transporter 2 homolog a-like
Exons: 3
Coding region: 895-1344 (149 amino acids)
Biological process (GO): sterol transport
Molecular function (GO): sterol binding
Source: RefSeq, a predicted model, not a curated record
CUAACACCUGCAUUGGAACACCUGGAUUUAAUGAAAGAAAUGAGUCGCGUACAGCUAUCUCGAGUGGUUUCUAGUUAAUAAUUCUGUUUAAACGUAAUUUCAGACAGGGAUUGCGAUUUAUUUAUCGCCAGUUUGCGAUCAUGUCGUUUUUCAAAGAAUUAAUAAAUCGAAAAUUUACUGUGUAUUGGUAUCGAUAUCGAUAUUAGUAUUGGUAUUGGUAUUUGCAUAGACACUGCUAUUGGGUAUGACUGUUAGUAGUGGCAUGACUAUUAAUAAUAUUAAUAUUAACCACCAAUAUGUGGUAAAAAUUAAAAAUAGUAAAAGUAGUAGUAAUAACAAUAGAAAUAGAAAUAGUAAAUUUGAACAAGAUAGUAGUAAUCUCUUGAUAAAGAUAACAAACAAAAAUUGGAAAUAGAAGAUUAAAACUAAUAAACUAUUUGUCACCUUAAAACACCUGCAUGGAAUCAAGUUUAUCUUGAUCAAAUUCGAGCCUGAAUUUCUUCUAUUAAUUUCCCACUUUACGCAUAAUCAGGGAUUUCCAAUAAAACAUUAAUUAAUUUGAUACGGAAUGGGUUCACGGAGUCAGGUGUUGCACUAUCAAUAAUUUCCUAAAUGCCACCUGCAGUAAUCGAGAUUAUCAAACAGAAAUAGAGCUUUUUAAUUGACGAUGCGUAAACACAAGUUUUCACUAGAUGCUUUUUAUCUAUCAUCCAGCUGGUCAGACUUUGAAUGAUCAGGUGUGCAUCUGAAGUGUUUCAAAAUAUUAAUUACGAUAACUUGUUUUUGAUACCGACCACUCGAUUAGAUAAUAUUGUCGAAUAAAUAGACUAGCCAGGGUUCGAGGAGUCACAGUUGUUUGAAUACGAAACAAGCAGCACUAUAAACACCACUACAAUGGCUCUCAUCAACUACGCAUACAUCCUGGUUGUAUUCCUGGUCGCCGACUCCAUGCAGUCGAGCUUCUUACCAUGCGCUGGCAAACCCGCACCCCUGAGCGUCAGCAUUACCGGAUGCACUUCUCUUCCUUGCAACUUCAAGAGGGGUACCGAUGUUGAAGCGCGCGUCACCUUCAAAGCCGCUCAGAACAGCAAGACCCUGAAACCCGACGUAGAUGUUGAGCUGGGCAAAAUCCACCAGAAAUACCCAUUGCCCCAACAAAACGCCUGUCGGGAUCUCGACAAGUCUGAAUGCCCAUUGAACAAGGGAGAUACGGUCACCUACAAACUGAAAAUGCCUAUUGAGAAAUUCUACCCAAAGGUUUCUCUGACCAUCCAAUUAAAUUUGAUUGGCGAACACUCCGAAUCGCAAGCGUGCAUCAGGAUCCCAUCCAAGAUUGUCGACUAGGCUGUACGAAGAACUAACUAUUUUAUAAAUUAUUACACUAUGCAUUAAACUUAAUUUAAUCGUUAAAUUCGUGUUUCUUUUUAUAUGCAUGCCUUCUUCGAUUUAAUUAUUUUAAUUAAUAUUUUUUAAUGACAAAACAGUCGCGAAAAAGAUUGACAAUUAGUUAGGGUAACAUAUACAAUUGUUCACCCUUUUUCUAAGAGAAUAAUAAAUAUAAUAUAGUGUGUGUACCCUACGCUAUGAAAAUUGGGAAAUUUUAAUAUUUGCUUGAUAUCUUAAGGUAUAACGGAUGAAUUUCGAUGGAGCAAAGUAUGAACGAUCUUACGUCAAAAUUACGUGCUACAUAUGUACGAAUGUUUGCUGGAGAAAGGGACGAGAUGAAAAUCCAGGGGGUUCGGGCGUAUGCCUGACCCACAUCCCUGCACAACGAUCGACCCGGUCGCAUCGCUCCGAAAGAUAUCUAGCGACACCUUCGAACUCGCUCCUAACGCGAACAAUAAUAACUUUAUGGUAUGAAUAAAUAAUCCUGGGUGACCAAAGAUUCUAUUCAAGCUUCCACGUUUAAACCGUGCCUCGAUACUUUUAUAGCGGCGAGAUUCGUACAAACUUACGACCUUUGUAAUUUUAUAAAUUUAACUUAAUGAUAAAAUAGUAUUUCAGUGGUAUAAUUUACAUCUGCUGAUGAAUAAUGAAGUGAAACGCUAUUUCAAAAUUACCUAACCGAACGCUAAUUUUCGAAUUAUAAUUACUAUUUAAUUAAUUAAUUAAAAACAGCAGAAUAAAAUUACACCUAUCAGUGUGCACAUUGGAUUUAAUGAAUAUUUAUUGAGCAUUUAUAAUUACAGCCGACAAUUUCAUCAGAAAUUUUGAUCCCCUGAUUAGCCUAAUUAUUAUCCCCCUUAGCUUGUGAAAAAGAGUUCAAGUAUUAAUAGCAAGCAAGAGACCUUAAUUUUCCUGGGCUUGCCCAGGGAAAAUGGCUGCAUCCUUCUCCCUGGGCAUUCCUGGGGAAAAUCACGGAGGAGCCAAUAGGGCCUCAUAUUUACGCGGAAAAAUUUGAAUUGGUAUUUACUUUGUUACUCGUACUUUGCAGUUACAUACUAAAUUUCAUAAUACAUAAUAAUAACAAAUGUACAGGGUAUUUCAAAUUAGCUGGUCCGAACAUAAAAUAAGAUUCAAUAUAAGGUCAUUGAUCGUCAUCUUACUUGAAAUACCCUAUAUACAGGGUGAUUCUAUCGCUGCUGGACACAAAGGAACUGGCGACAAUGAACCCCUUAACCGCACCAUGAAGACACACAGAAUCGUCUCGGCCCGGAUAGGUCCCCGCUGGCACGUGACAUGGUGCGGUCAAGGGGUUCAUUGUCGCCAGUGUUCCUUUGUGUCCAGCAGCGAGAGAAUCACCCUGUAUAUAGCGGGUGAAACGUUUUCAUCGUCAAUUUCAAAAAGUUCCAUUCAUACAGUUAAGUGGGGGUCGUCAAUCCGAUCGAAUUAGUUGAUUGACCGUACCCAGAGGUACACAAGCUCGCAGUUCAUUCUUCUGCGAGGAGUGUGUACCUUGGCUGAAUCGUUUACAAAUUUGUCAGCUUGACCGAUUGGCCAUCGUAUGUCCUUGACAUUAUUCCGUCUGUAUGACGUCCGGAAGAAUGGAUAAAAUAGACACGACCCACGCGUGUAUGUACAAUCCGGUAGAAAGUGGAAUGGGUGGAAAGUUCUAUAGUUGUUUCCGUUUUGUAGCCAUCGCUGGUUCCGGUGUGAGCAUAUGGAGCGGGGACGAGCACCAAAUGGAUUUGCCGACCCACGUAAGGCUACACGGGGCUCGCAUUUUUCUUCGUGUAUAUCCCUUUUUCUCCUCCCUGUCCCGACAACAGCUCAGUCUUUUCCACUUUUCUUUUUUAUGGCACGCGUAUGUAAUACCGAUUCUAGGCAAAGUCCCGGUGCCAAUAAUGAUUCCGGUGUUGGGCGUGCCUCGCAUGUAAAUCGGACCGAAAAUAAACAGUUCGUCGAGGAUGUCACAUACAGGCCAUUUCAAAGCAUCAUCUCCAUUUAA